Molecule: messenger RNA, 2148 nt
Organism: Theobroma umbraticum
Lineage: Eukaryota; Viridiplantae; Streptophyta; Magnoliopsida; Malvales; Malvaceae
Product: RING/U-box superfamily protein
Biological process (GO): positive regulation of ERAD pathway
Molecular function (GO): ubiquitin protein ligase activity
Source: RefSeq, a predicted model, not a curated record
UUUUCUCGUUUUACUUUUAUCCCUGUCUGCCCUCGCGAGAGCGAGAAAGGUAGAAAGAAAGAAAGAGAGGAAAUCAAGAAGGGGAAAAGAAAAGGAGGCAAAUCAAAGGAAACCAUUCGUCGAUCACUCUUUGUUUUUUUCCUCCUAUCUCUGCGUUUCCACUUUCCCCUCUUUCGUUCAACGAUCGAAAGACUGGUUGAUCGUCCCAGCAACCUCGAUUGAGCCUGCGCUGGCGUUUCUCCCAAUUCCAUUCCGAUUCAGUCAAAUCACUUCGCUUCCUUUCUUGACUUUUCCCUACUCUCUUGACUCCGACGAUAGGGAAAACGUCUUCUAGGGUUAGGAUACGUUUCUUCUUUUCUUAUUGGAUGAUUUUUUAGUUUUCUUGACGAAAUUUUUCUCCACGGAGUUUCGCUGUCGAAGGGUUAGGGCAACGGCAUCAGCAUCAUUGACGCAAAUGGAAGCGUCAAAUACUAAUCCGGACGCUUACAGAGGUGGUUCCACGAAUUCGAGAAGAUAUGGAAUUCUUUCUGCUUCGAAUAUAAUUCAAGCGCCCAUUUCAGCCUUGUUGGAAUACUCAGGUCUUCUCCGUACAUCACGCUCUAUUCACCAAGAACCACCUCUCAUCCCCAAUCAGAAUCUAGAAACUUCCACUCCUACCCUUGCCAACAAUGGAGGUGCUAUUAGGAUAAUUGGGGCGGGAGACCAUGAGAGCGAGAGGGAUGCCUCUGGUAUGGUGGUUGGCCACCUCAGGGAAGUUACUUCUCAGAGUGAGGUCUCGCUGGGGUUGGGAACGUCCGAUGGUCAGGGAGGAGAUUCCAGGAGCAGUGAUCGCGGGGUGGCUACUGGAGAAGGUGUUUCCCAGUCAUCGCCAAAUGGGAGUGUUGGUGCUGCUGAUGCCGAAGCUGGGGAUGGGGGUGGGGCUGGAGUUAAUAAUAGCAGAGAUUCCUCCUCAAGAUAUGACAUUCAGCAGGCUGCUAGGUGGAUUGAGCAAGUUCUGCCCUUCUCUUUGCUUCUCUUAGUUGUUUUUAUCCGCCAACAUUUGCAAGGUUUCUUUGUUACAAUUUGGAUUGCUGCUGUCAUGUUCAAGUCAAAUGACAUUUUACGGAAACAAACUGCUUUGAAGGGGGAAAGGAAGAUCUCUGUUCUGAUUGGCAUCUCUCUUGCUUUCACACUUCAUGUUAUAGCUGUCUACUGGUGGUACUGGAAUGAUGAUCUUUUGUAUCCAUUAGUGAUGCUUCCCCCCAAAUCUAUUCCACCUUUCUGGCAUGCUAUUUUUAUUAUCAUGGUUAAUGAUACUUUGGUUCGACAGGAAGCAAUGGUUUUAAAGUGUUUUCUGUUAAUGUAUUACAAGAACAGUAGAGGCCGAAACUACCGUAAGCAGGGUCAAAUGCUGACAUUGGUUGAGUAUAUGAUGCUACUUUACCGAGCCUUAUUACCAACUCCAGUUUGGUAUCGUUUCUUCUUAAACAAAGACUAUGGAAGCCUCUUUUCGUCACUAAUGACAGGGUUGUACUUAACCUUCAAGCUCACAUCUGUUGUUGAGAAGGUGCAAUCCUUCUUUGCUGCAUUGAAAGCAUUAUCACGUAAAGAGGUACAUUAUGGUGCUUAUGCGACAUUGGAGCAGGUGAAUGCAGCUGGGGACCUCUGUGCUAUCUGCCAGGAGAAGAUGCAUGCUCCUAUCCUACUUCGUUGUAAACACAUUUUUUGUGAAGAUUGUGUAUCAGAGUGGUUUGAGAGGGAAAGAACGUGUCCCUUGUGCAGGGCAUUGGUUAAACCUGCAGAUCUCAGAUCGUAUGGUGAUGGAUCAACUAGUUUGUUUUUUCAGAUAUUCUAAGAUAAUUGCUGUAUAAUUCGGGGAGGUUUUUCCGCUUCGACGAUCCAAAAAAUACUUACCGAAAGCUGCUGUAUCCUAAUCAUCAUGGACAUGGGUAAAUGUGACUGUUUGUUGGUUCUGCCAUGUCCACUAAGAAAUUGAAACGGAAACAACCGGAUAGAAGUGAAAUUGGCCGUCUGUUCCUAUGUUGUAUUUGAAAUGUUGAAUGUAUGUAAUGGGCCCUCUAAGCAACACAGAGUUCAUGUUAAGUACUAACAGCAUAUGUCACUGUUCAAUUGGCAUAAAUGAAAGCCUUUUUCUUUUUUUUUACUUCA